AUGUCGACCAUUUCCAAACCGGGAACAGCACCGACGACGCUCCAGCAGGCACAGACCAAUGCGUUGCUAUCUCUUCUCAACCUGAACCAACCGCCAGAAAACCCAGCGGCAGCGGCAGCAGGGCCAACAGGGAAACCAUCCUCUGGUUUGAAAACGCCACCCAUUUCUGGACCUCCUGUGUGGAAGAUCCUGGUUCUUGAUCAACAAACCAAGGACGUGUUGGCUACGAUAUUGCGAGUGCAGGAUUUGCGCGACGCCGGGGUAACACUGCACGUACAAUUACAUUCGCUUCGACCAGCUUUACCCGAUGUACCCGCCAUCUACUUUGUAUCGCCAACCCUUCAGAACAUCCGUCGGAUAGCAGAGGAUCUAAAGAAGAACCUUUAUGAAUCUUUCCAUUUGAACUUUGUCGAUCCACUACCCAGAGCGUUAUUGGAGGAACUUGCGGCUUCAGUCGCCCAAGAUGGAACCGGCGAAUUGAUUGAACAGGUCGUCGACCAAUACCUAUCCUUUAUCUCACCAGCGCCUUCACUUUUCUCGCUUCUCCCUCCGCCUCCACCACCACCAUCGAUUCAUGCAAAUGCACCACCAGAAUCUACGACGCCCGUAUCAACAUAUACCAUCCUCAACUCGCCAUCGUCCACAGAGCAACAGAUUGAAGAGGAAGUGGAGCGCGUCGCCAACGGUCUAUUCGCUGCCGUAGCAACACAGGGCCAGGUCCCCUACAUCCGAGCACCAAGAGGAAACGCAGCUGAAAUGAUCGCCAAACGUCUUGAAACCAAGAUUCGAGAUGCGAUCCUCUCAGCCUCGCGACCCAACAACCCUUCCGCUGCCCUCUUCACACAGGAUUCGACUGGUCUUUCGAAUCUUCAGCGUCCUCUUCUUCUCAUUAUGGACCGCAACGUCGAUCUGGUCUCCCCUCUGGCGCAUGGAUGGACAUACCAAGCGCUCGUUUCCGACUGCCUUGAAUUCAAACUCAACCGGGUCACAAUUCCACCAGACGGUCAGGACCCUAAGCGGAACUUCGACUUGGACUCGAAAGACUUCUUCUGGGCUCGGAACGCUGCUAACCCCUUCCCUCAAGUGGCUGAGGAGAUCGACGCCGAGUUGAACAAGUACAAGCAGGAUGCCGCCGAAAUUACAAGGAGCACUGGUGUUGCAGACGCCAAUGAUAUAUCCCAGCUUGACCUAACAGCCAACGCAGCCCACCUCAAGGCCGCCAUUACCCAACUACCCGAACUCACUGCCCGCAAAGCGACUCUCGACACUCACAUGCACAUGGCCACUGCCCUUCUCAAGCACAUCAAGAAACGCGGUCUCGAUGAACUCUUCAGUACCGAAGAAGCCAUCACCAAACAAACCGUCUCUUCCAUCCUUGAACUCCUCCGCACCCCUAGACCAGACGGAGAUUUCACCCCGCUCGACAAACUCCGUCUUGUGAUCGUCUUCUACUUGUCCACACCUGACAACGCAUUAUCGAAAGAGGACAUCACCGAGUUGCAGAAAGAGUUGAAGAAUGCUGGAGCCGAUGUAGCUGCCUUUGACUAUGUGCGGAAGACGAGGGAAAUCCUGAGGAUGACCUCGUCCGUCAGUGUUGGAACUGGAGGUAGCUCAACACCGAAUCUGGGAGGUGUGGCUGGACAGGGAGGGGAACUGUUCAAGGGCUUCAGUGCACUGGGCAACCGAUUGACGGAUAGGUUGAAAGAAGGAGGCUUUGAUAACCUGCUCUCAGGGGUGAAGAACCUCUUGCCGACGAACAAGCUCCUACCUGUAACGCGGCUGACUGAAGCACUAAUGGACUCCUCUGCUGCCUCGAAUCAAUCACUCGCUGAAACCGACGAUUACCUAUUCCUUGACCCUCGAGCACCUAAACAUGUUCAAUUACCUGGGGGCGCGGGAGGAAGCGGCGUUGGGCGAGGGAGGAGGAUGGCGUUCACCGAUGGCAUGGUGUUUAUUGUCGGAGGGGCAGGCUACGUCGAGUACGGCAACCUCCAAGAAUGGGCAUCCAAGGCCGGAAGACGGGUCACUUACGGAGGUACAGACAUCGUCGACCCAACAACUUUCCUCCAACUCCUGGAACACUUGGGCAAAUCUGGUUCGGUAUAG
Coprinopsis cinerea okayama7#130 is the source of this 2106-nucleotide messenger RNA. Its product is annotated as SLY1 protein. Bases 1 to 2106 code for a protein of 701 amino acids. The transcript is spliced from 6 exons. Lineage: Eukaryota; Fungi; Basidiomycota; Agaricomycetes; Agaricales; Psathyrellaceae. Gene Ontology annotation, molecular function: syntaxin binding. Gene Ontology annotation, biological process: endoplasmic reticulum to Golgi vesicle-mediated transport; intracellular protein transport. Gene Ontology annotation, cellular component: cytosol; Golgi membrane. The record is from RefSeq and is a predicted model, not a curated record.